This is a messenger RNA of Papilio xuthus (Asian swallowtail), 683 nucleotides long. NCBI's taxonomy places the organism in Eukaryota, Metazoa, Arthropoda, Insecta, Lepidoptera, Papilionidae. The record is from RefSeq and is a predicted model, not a curated record.
UUAUCAUAUUAUCUAUGACUUUGUUAUUGCUUGUCGAAUAAACAGACAUUUGUGAGUUUGUUUUUUGUUGUAUUUUGGUCGAAAAUUAUAAUAAUAACUUUAGAAUUUAUAGUACUAGAACUAAAAUAUUGAUAAAUAAAUAUAACUUACAUUUCAAACAAGAUUAUACAAAUGGCAGGCCUAGAAUCUAUGGUAGCAGAAGAGGUUAAGCCAAUCGACAGAGAAAAGACAUGCCCUUUACUACUUCGUGUGUUUUGUUCUACUGGAAGACAUAAUUCACCCGGCGAUUACGCUAGAGGGCUUGUACCUCAAAAUGAACUUCAAAUUUAUACAUGGAUGGACGCAACGUUAAGAGAACUCACAGGUUUAGUAAAAGAAGUGAAUCCUGAGACUAGGCGGAAAGGCACAUAUUUCGAUUUUGCUGUAGUUUUCCCCGAUGCGAGAUCCCCUACAUAUCGUAUGAGAGAAAUUGGCGUGACUUGUUCGGGACAACGGGGUGGUGAUGAUAAUAAAACUCUGGCUCAAGUUAAAUUCCAAAUUGGAAAUUACCUAGACAUAUCAAUAACUCCAUCGAACAGAAUGCCACCUCCGAUGAGAAGACCGCAGAACUAUGUUAAUAACAGACCAUAUUAACAAUUAAAUUCUUCUUUAGCUUUGUUUUAUAAUAAAUAAUAACAAGUAAA